AAAAUGCCAAUGCCAUUGCCAAAUACAAAUUGCUGUUUUUGCAAAUAAUAUGAAUUUUCUGAUCUGUGGUGAAUUAUGAUGUGAAUGGAUAUUGAAUUGUUUGUUGAUUAUUAUUGGGUACAGUCCCUUAAAACAUAUUGAGAAAUAGUAGUAAAAGUAAUUGGGAAUACGUAGCGGAAACCCAAAUGGUGAUGUAGAGUGAUCGCCUUUGUAAUAUCAUGGAAGUUUCAGGUUCAGGUAAGGCACCAAAUACUUCCCUGUCUUUUCGCUACAAAGCCAACAAUGAAGAAUUGGAGCAGCUCUUCCAAGGUUGUGACGAUGACCCUCCCACUCCUCAGCCAGAACCGCCCACCAGAAGUGAGAGCGCUAGUCCAAAAAAAUCAGAGAAAUCCCCCUCCAUAAUAGACAAAUAUUUUAAAUCUAUGAGAACUGAAAAGGCUGUGGAAAAAGUUGAGGAUGUUAAAGCUGAAACAAAAACAGAUGACAAAAAAGGUGAUGUACCUAAAGAGGUGACAUCCUCACCUAUGAAAGAGUAUUUGAAUCGUCUCGGCAAAAGGAGCACGUCAGAAGUUGUAACAGAUGUCAAAGACAAAGAGGCAAAUGAGACAUGGAAAAUAUUUCACGACUUCAAGUUUAAAAUAGCACAGGCUGUUGAAGAUAUGAAGACACGAUCAGUUGAAGAAAAAGACAAAUCAUUACCGAGAGAGAACUCUACAGACUCGGAAGAUAACUCUGCUAUAAAGGACUCUGAUCAACAAAGCAUGGGUGAUACAGACAACCAGGUGUCAUCACUGGACAGUAGUAUACAGAAUUUGUCAGAAGUGACCCAACCUUUAACAGCCAAACCCACAGAAGCUGAUCUCAGCAAAGAAUUGAGUUUCAAAAGCCAUACUGAUUCUAGCGACGACACGCACAAGAAUUUGGCUCGUAGCGACUCAGAUUUAGGAGGCGAUUUACAAGACAGCUUAGAAGUAGAAUCGGGGGUAGAGGCUCUGGAAGACACUAUAGAUGCAUUCGGAGAUGUCAACCAGGUGGAGACAGAUAUUCUUAAUAGAACGCAAGAUACGGAGUCUCGACCUCCGUCGGCGCCCGCAAAUUUUGGUCUACCCCCGAGCAAGAACAAUUUACACAAAGAGAACCCGAGUAAAAACUCAAAAAAAACAUACAUAUUCACAUUUUCGAUGUACUUCCUAACAAUUUUUCUUAUAAUAAACUAUUUGUUAUUCCCGAAUUGUAAUAUAUGGAUUGGAUUCUGGUUGGGGAUUUGGUUCUUCUGUUUAGUUGGUAAUGUAAAAGAUUGGGUGCUGGAUACAUACUUCAGUGAGGAUACGAGGAAAACCGGAUUAUUGCAGUUGAAACGCACCAGUGCUGUGCCAUUUACUUACACGAUACCAUCGGUGAAAGAACAUAGACCACUAAAGAAAUACGAGGGAUGGAUAAAUCAUUACAGGUAUCCUGAUUACGACCCUCAGACAUACCAUAUAAACAAAACAACGACCGCGUUCGUGAAACUAGAAGGUUGCAAUUUAAGGAUAUCGUACACAAGUACAAAAAUAGCAAAAAGAGCGCUGUGGGAUGAAAAGAUAGAGAAGAUAACGUUCUACCAGCACAGACUAUACAACCUCACAGGAGCGAGAGUUAUAAUGCUGCCCUACGGACUAGUCAAGAGACGACAAUGGAGCAAAAAAUACCCAAUCUGUGUAAUAUUAAACGAAAGGGAAAAAAUACAAGUACUAGAAAAAGAAAACGCAAUCGAAAAGAAAACAGCCGAAUCUACAGACAAGAAGAGCAAAGACCAAUCUCAAGAAAUGGAUAUCCCGGAGAUUAAUGCUAGUCCUGAAAAAAAGAAGAAGUUUGUUUGGAGAAGACGAGAAAGGAGUAUAUCUCGUAAUGAAGGUGAAACGGGAAAAGAGGGUCUACGACAUAGAAUAGUUAGGAAAAUGCACAGAGAUAAAAAGGCAGACAGCACAUUGACUUCCGUUGAACCCGAAGCUCAAGGCCAAUCGGAUAAGAACACGCAGCUAGAUGAAGCAGAAACAGAAGUGGAAAUCCGAUCCAAGGAAGACGAAGAGGAAUUGGACGACAGCGAACUCACGAAGAUAAAGGAGUUUUUGGAAGAAUCGGAAAACGACCCCAUCAACGAAGGCACCGCAGAAGGGGAAUGGAGCAUACACGUCAAACAAUCGAGAGACAAGCAUUCGCGGUUAUUCCUCUUCGCGCGCACCGGCAGAGACAAACACGAAUGGUAUCGCCGUCUAGUCACAGCGGUGUCGGAGGCGAAUGCUUCGCAGGACAACUCCAGCUCGGACGACAGGUCUGGCAGCGACACUGUGCAGGAAACUAAAGAUGGCGUCGAGUUGACCGUCUACAAGUUCACUGAGAAGGACACGGUUGCAUUUGCUAAGAGUAAAACGAACGAUUCGAUAACAGAAGGAGUCACCAUUACUACGCCGUCACAUCCAGUGCCCACCAGUGUUGACUCGUACGAGAAAUCUUUUUGGCCUUACCUGCAGAAAAUCAUACAGACGCAAAGUGUAUCACCUGACUGCGCGUGUCGCUCGCUGCCCGCGGAGGCGACGUGGGUGAACUCUCUGGUGGCGCGACUCAUGUAUGACGUCAUGCGGGACCCCAAGAUGGUAGCACGCGUACAGAACAAGAUUCAGAGGAAGCUUAACACAAUGAAGUUGCCAUCAUUCAUGUCGCCCUUGAUAAUAACGGAGCUGCGUCUGGCGGGCGCGUGCCCACUGUUGGGCGGCGUGGGCGCGCCCACGUGCGACACGCGCGGCCUGUGGCUGCACUCCAACCUGCGGUACGACGGUGGCGCCACCAUCACCAUACUCACCCAGAUAAACCUUAUGAAGCUGAAGGAGAAAAAUGUAACAUUAGAAGAUCAAUUGAUGGAAACAAAUGAAAAUGUAAUAGAAACUGAAAUUCAGCUCGACCCGAGAGGAUCGUGUGUUUCGCCGGAUUUGAAGAGAAGAAAACCCGCCAUCUAUGAUUCGGAUGCGGAAGACUCGGCCGAGUCCAGCAGCGACGACGAGAGCCCGCCGGUGCAGCCUGUCGACAGUGCUGAGAACAUGCUGGUCUCGGAAACUAACUUGGCAACACCUGAAGGCGGCUCAUCAAAGAAGAAAUUCCUUCGUAUGGUGGACAAGAUUGCUACCAAUAAAUAUUUCCAACAGGUAACCGACUACAAGUACGUGAAGCGCGCAAUGGAAGGGCUAUCGAACACGGACAUAAAGCUGCAGCUCGAAGUGAACGGGCUGGAGGGACGGCUGGCUAUAAACUUGCCCCCGCCGCCGCACGACCGACUGUGGAUUGGGUUCUCAACUAACCCGCAACUGGUGCUCAAAGCACGGCCGGCAGUGGGGGCAAGAGCUCUCCGUUUCGCGCACAUCUCCAACUGGAUAGAGCAGAAGCUCACUAGAGAGUUCGAGAAGGUUCUCGUUUUGCCCAACAUGGAGGACAUCAUUAUAGAUGUGCUCACACCUACGCCUGUUGAGUUCCAAUAAAAUAAGUGACUGCUCGUUUACAAGUUUGAGACAGUUCUCAUUUUGCCCAACAUGGAGGACAUCAUUAAAGACGUUGAGUUCCAAUAAAAUAAGUGAGUGCUCGUUUAGAAGUUUGAGAGGGUUCUCGUUUUGCCCAACAUGGAGGACAUCAUUAUAGAUGUGCUCACACCUACGCCGGUUGAGUUCCAAUAAAAUAAGUGACUGCUCCUUUAGAAGUUUGAGAGGGUUCUUAUUUUGCCCAACAUGGAGGACAUCAUUAUAGACGUGCUCACACCUACGCCGGUCGAGUUCCAAUAGAAUAAGAGACUGGUCGUUUAGAAGUUUCAGAGAGUUCUCGUUUUGCCCAACAUGGAGGACAUCAUUAUAGAUGUGCUCACAGCUACGCCUGUUGAGUUCCAAUAAAAUAAGUGACUGCUCGUUUACAAGUUUGAGACAGUUCUCAUUUUGCCCAACAUGGAGGACAUCAUUAAAGACGUUGAGUUCCAAUAAAAUAAGUGAGUGCUCGUUUAGAAGUUUGGGAGGGUUCUCGUUUUGCCCAACAUGGAGGACAUCAUUAUUGAUGUGCUCACACCUACGCCGGUUGAGUUCCAAUAAAAUAAGUGACUGCUCCUUUAGAAGUUUGAGAGGUUUCUUAUUUUGCCCAACAUGGAGGUCAUCAUUAUAGACGUGCUCACACCUACGCCGGUCGAGUUCCAAUAGAAUAAGAGACUGGUCGUUUAGAAGUUUCAGAGAGUUCUCGUUUUGCCCAACAUGGAGGACAUCAUUAUAGAUGUGCUCACACCUACGCCGGUUGAGUUCCAAUAAAAUAAGUGACUGCUCCUUUAGAAGUUUGAGAGGGUUCUUAUUUUGCCCAACAUGGAGGACAUCAUUAUAGACGUGCUCACACCUACGCCGGUCGAGUUCCAAUAGAAUAAGAGACUGGUCGUUUAGAAGUUUCAGAGAGUUCUCGUUUUGCCCAACAUGGAGGACAUCAUUAUAGAUGUGCUCACACCUACGCCUGUUGAGUUCCAAUAAAAUUAGUGACUGGCUGUUUAGAAGUUCGAGAGGGUUCUCAAUUUGCCCAACAUAUAGGACAUCAUUAUGGAUUUGCUCACACCUGCGCCGGUCGAGUUCUAAUAAAAUAAGUGACUGGUCGCUUGGAAGUUUGAGAGAGUUCUCGUUUUGCCCAACAUGGAGGACAUCAUCAUAGGCGCUCACACCUACGCCGCCGACGGUGGAAUUCCAAUAAAAUAAGUGACUGCUCGUUUAGAAGUUUGAGAGAGUUCUCGUUUUGCCCAACAUGGAGGACAUCAUUAUUGAUAUAUGCACACCUACACCCUAUGUGAUCAACGAUCGUUUUGAAUGGUAUUUCUAUAUCUUUGAUAUAAUAUAAUAGUUAGGAAUUAUACCAGUUAUUAGCUUUGGCCUGAUCGCUGUAACAAAGUAAAUCAACAUAAAAUAAUAAUAUUGAACCUUUCUUUGCAACAUCUCUUCCUAAUCAAUUUUUUCAUAUUUUUACCAUAAAUUUCAGCAUAUACCACGAUUGAUUAAUGCAAAAAUUUAAAUAGUUGUGAUGUAUUUUUUCCCCAAUUUCUUUGGGUUAUUUUCUGCCCACCGCGUCGCUACUUGUUACAGUAUUCAGGCAUAUCCCAUACAACACGCCCAAAAACGUGUCAUACAAAAAUGAACUUUAUGUCGUAGUGCGUGGAUACGAUUUUCAAAAAACAUGGAAAUAUAGAUACUUUAAACGCUCUGCGUGAGUCAUUGCAAAAUAUAUCCAAUGCGUACCAUUUAAAGUCCACAUUUGAAUGUCUGUGUAGUAGAGUUUCAUAAAGUAUUUUUUUUAAGUCGUCAAUAUUACGAUUCCUAAUUUGAUCAGUCAUACUUUAUAAUUAUAAUAUAAGGCUUAGAAGCAGCGAUUGUUGCAUUUAUUUGAUACUGCUAGUUGUAAACUUAUUUAUAUUCUUAUAGUAGGGGAGCCGAAGAGGGGAUUUAUGCAGUUACUCGAGCGCGGCAGAUAAACUUAAGGGAGUAUACCUUGCACGUUGUUGAGUACCUCCACCAAGUAUGAGCCUUUAAUAUUGGUGAGUACGUUUAGGGCAACCAAAAAUACCUAACUUCAUAAAUACCAGCACGUCAGAUUAAGAUAAAGUAGGUGAGUUGAUAGCCAAAAACUGCACAUUUUGAAAAUCUGAUGAUUUGAGCGUAACGUAAUGGAAUGGAAGGGUUUCUAAGUUACAAAAUAAAACCCUUAUAUUUUAGUUCUCGAGUUACGCGUUUAAUUUUUUACUUGUUUUAAAGGAAUUAACCUUCUAAUUAAUCGUAAAAAUUUUCUGACAAUAAUUUCAGUAAGCCAAAGUAAUAAAAAUUGCUUUUAAAGUCUGUAGUUUUUUCUCCACCGCUAAAAGCGAAAAAAGUAAACAACUAUUUAUUCUUCCUAUAAUUUAAUCUACCAAAUGCAAUCGGUCCCCAUGACGCUCGAGUAACUACAAGUUUAGCAUCCCGGGCUCCCCUACUAUUAUUAAAUUGUUCGACUGAAGAAUUAUAUGUGAGUUGCUUUUGUAAACCUUGGUAUAUAAUAUGAAGUUGUAUAAAAAUUGUAUGUUUACCUCUCGUGUGUUACCUACUUAUUAUAUAUAGAAUAAUUAAAAUAUGCGAUUGUAUAUGUACAUUAUAUGUAUGUAAUAUAUCUCUCUAUACUUUCUGUAGUAUUUUAUAUAUUAACUUAAAAGUAACUCAUGUUUUUAAUCAUAAGUAGGAAUAAAUUAGAAAUGGUGGUAUUUUUCAUUUUAUGUUACCGUGUAUAUGUAAUAACUGUAUACAAUAUUUAAAAAUAACAUUUCGUGUAAAAAUUUGCCAGUACCUAUUAGUGCGAAUUUUUUUAACAUUUAAAAAUAAUGAAAACUACAAGUAAAUAACUAAAAUAAACUAAAUUUUAGGGUGAUAUUUCAAACAAUUCAAUAAAAACUCAAACAUACACAUUUUCGUACAUAAAAUCACAGCCAAGCUCAAAAUAAUCAUCUCAAAUAAAGAAAAUACAACGUAAAUAAUGAAAACAAAAAAAUAGUUAGGUUCCCUAUAAUAUAAAAUAUGAUUUUUUUUUUUUAAUUUUUAAACUAUCAUUUGUUUUAUAUAAUAAUUCUAUAGAAAAUAGAAUUUAGUUAGAAUUAUUAUUGUUUUCUAAUUUCACAUAGUAUUACUAUUUUGGUAUUAAGGAUGUGAAUUUUUUCUUUGAAUUUCUUAAAUAUGAAUAAAUCUUAUAAAAUAAGGCAAGAAAUUUCUAAAAUAUAUUUACAUCAAAAUAUAAUUGUCAGAGCUUCCUAGAGAUUAAACAAUACUUUGACAAUAAUAAAUUCCCAAAACACAUUUAUAAAUAACUAUAAUAUAUACGUAAAACUUAAAUUUCAAAACGGCAAUAAGUAGGACAAGAUACCAAUUUACAUCAAUCUUCUCACAUAGUGUUUUCUUAUAAAAUGUAUAUAAUUAUUUUAAACAAUAUAUUGUAUUUAAUAAGUAAAAUAUAAUACAGUUUUUACAUAUUUCAACCUAAUUAAAACAAUUUAAUUUAUUUUACUUCAUUAAAAUUGAUUUAUCGAAUUCGAGGCAGUAUCAUAUGAUUUGUAUGGGUAAAUUUGUUAUAGCUUGGCAAUUUCGUUCGUAACACUUCCGGUGGUCGCGCGGGCCGGAAGGGGGGUAGCGAAACCCCGCGCGCACGACUUUAUACCCGCGCAGUCCUUUCCCCCGACGCCCGCUUAUCAUGGGAGUGUCAUCAACAAACUUGCCAAGCUAUAAUAAUACAAUUACAUAAUGAUACAGAUCUUCUUCCGUUGUUUAGUUGAUUAAAAUUAAUUAAUAUAGAACAUUGAAUAACCUUUUUUUUAAUUUGAAAAAAUAACCAAAGAGUUUUGGAGUGGUUAUCAUAUCAGCUCUUGUUUUGUUUUAGUAUACAUUAUAUUAUUGCAUAAUAUGUUUAUAGGAAUCACGAUGAGGGUAGACAGAGGUAAGUUGGGAUCAUGUACUAAUAAAUUUAAACAGUGUUAUUAAUAUUUAGAUUUAUUUAUUUUUAACCGUUGACUGUCUUUCUAAAUAAUAAACUUUAUUGUAAUGGUACUGAAGGUUUGAUCGCGUUUGUUCACUGCCAAAUAGCCGCAAUCUUAGAAUUGAAUAUUUCCUUUUGAUUUUUAAAUAGUACAAGUAAAAAAAAAUAAUCUAAGUACGCUUUGCAACCGGUCGGGUAGGUCGUAGACAAUUUCAUAUAGUUAGUUUAGACUAUAUCAUUGAUUCACACAUCUCGUGUAAAUAUUAGAAAAAAAUGUCGAAUUGUUGUUAUGAUUGAUAAGUCAUCAGAUUUAUUUCAUUUACGCUUGCGAUGAACGGGGAAUCAAUGCUAUUAUGGUUACGGUGAGGAGCGAGGGGGAGCGCUUAAGGAGCAUUUUUAUAUUGAGAAUAGAUAGACAAAUCAAGCAGUUAACCAGCUUGGUUUUAACUGGCAAAUCUCUACUUACGACAGGGCAUUAAGAUACAGUGUGUAUCUAUUUGGGGCGUCGGUAAUCUUCAUGUGACUAUCCUGGGAAAACUGAAAAUGGCCACUGAUGCAGAAAUCCUACAUAAUAAGACCUCUUUCUCAGCAGAUUAAGCCGUUGCCCGUCAUAAAAAAGAAAAAAAUAGGUCUCAUGUACGCUGGCUACAAGAAUAAACCGCUAUAAUCAUAUUACAUCCACUGAGAAGAAUUCACAUCACACAGAUGCUUUGCCAAUUUUUUCUUUCUGCUACACGAUAGUUCCAAAACCAGCGUAAAAUGCUAAAAUAUUCGUCUCUUUAUAUUCUAAACUAAAUAACUGAGACUCUUAACUUAUGCCAACUAUCCCCUGCUUCCCCUAAGACGCGUCCUACGAAUCUAUAGCAAUUGCCCCAUCUAAAUCUUUAAAAAUAAAUCGCACAACAAUUCUUGCCACUUCGUUUAUUUUAUUAUAUCGGUAUUUAAAUAAAACAGAAGGCAUUAUGAGAAACUGAUAAUGAUGUUUUUAAAUAAUAAAAAAGUAGGUUUUAAACCAAAGGCUGAACGUAUUUGCUCAUGAAGUUUUGCGACUAUGUUUUGACUGAUAUUGGUUUCUGUAUAAAUUGAUAUCGUAGGCGGAGAAACUAGUAAAUUAUAUGCUAGAUAUGUUUUGAAAAACGUAUCUCAAAAUAUAUAUAUAUCGUUAUAGUACCACUCUUAUCUGAUCUACCCCUCUAGCCAAAUGGCACGUCGAUUCUCUUUCUGCGAUCGCUAACGCUUCGAAAACUAGAAAGAUGUAUGGGAAUGACAUUUGCUAUAACUAAAUGUUAAAUCAUAUAUCAUAUAUAGAAAAUCAGUUUUUAUAAUAUUGAUAUUUAUAUUGAAAACCAAAUAAUUAAGCAGGUCGUCGGACUGAUGUUCGAAUACGAAUAUCGUGUGAGUUUUGUUUUGACAGCCACAGGUCAUUUAAUACGAGUUGUCGACAGUGACUGCCCAUGACUGAUGCAAUUGACUUCUGGGCCCAGCCCCACGCACACGAUUUUACACCCCCACAGUCAUGCAUCCCCCGUCGCCCGCAUACCAUGGGAGUGUAAUUAACGAGCUUGCCAAGCUUUAACGUCGUGACGAAUUCUCUAGUUUUUAGUUUUUUGUUUUUUUUUUCUUUUUUUAGUGAUCGAAGAAUUGGCAUGCCACUUGGCUACAGGGGCAGAUAAGUUUGUGGCGCUAUACGUGAAGUUAUUGUGUAUUGAAUCUUUUUAAUUGAAAGCGAUGUACUAUUGGUCGACAAUAUGUUUUUUUUCUUCACGAGGUAUAUGUCAUUGACCCAUGCCAAGCCUUACUGGUCUAUAAGUUUCUCUGUCUACGAUACUCUGACUCUCCCGUACUUUUAUCGUGCUAUCUCGUAUGAUUUAUAUCGAUCGACACCAAUGAUUGUCUUAUGAAGGUUUUUGGAUUAAUGUUUAAGAUUUUUCUAUUUUCAAAUUAUAUUUAUCUACGAGUAUGUAUAACCAAAAUUUAAUGUGCAUUUAAAAUGUACUUUAUAUUUAUUAUUCUUAUUCUAUAACAUAUCACAAUAAUGUAAAUUAUGUACCUGUUACGAAAAUAUAAAUAUAUUUUAUUCAAUAUUUUGUAUUUCUAUAAUAUAUCUGCGUAAUAUUUGUUAUUUUAUGGUAAGAUUUAAUUUUAUUCUCAGUUUUCUUUGCUUCUGAAGUUAUAAAGCUUUUGUACAGUGUAUUUUAUUUUUUUUUAUUAUUAAAUUAUAGUUAUGUAUAUUUAUAAUACUUCCUAUAUUACAAAGAUAUUACCUACUCUUAUGUAUUGUCUGAAAAAUUGGGAGUUAUAUGAGUAAUAUUAGUCAAAUAAUUAUUCUUUGUUUGUGGUAUUAGGUGCGCCAACUGGGCACAAAUUAUUUUUAUGAUUUCAAUUAGUAAUUUAAUUAGUACUAAUAGUAGUCGGGUCAACAAUGACAAAAAAAAUCGAAAAAAAUCCUGGACCUGUGUACAUUCGCAAGCUUUAUUUGUGCUUAUAGCUUGGCAACUUCGUUCGUAACACUCGAUGGUUCACGCGGGCCGGGGGGCGUGUAGCGAUGAAUGAAAAACCCACGACUGAUGCACCUCACUUCGCCGCACGCACGUUUUCACACCCGCGCAGUCUUACCCCCCGUCGCCCGCAUACCAUGGGAGUGUAAUUAAUGAACUUGCGAAACUAUAAUAGAAGAAGACUUGCAAUUGAACAUAAUAUUAAUAUUAUUGAAAAUGUUUACUGUUUAGGUUGAUAAACGAAAACAGACUUUAAAAAUAAUAAAUAAUGAAAAAAAUUGUAAAUUAUUAUUAUUUGUUAUACGAUUAAUCAAUGUUUUGUAUUGCUCUCUGACUUUCAUGAAUAAUAAUUGCAUUAUUAACAAAGGUAAAAAGCGUAUAACCCGGUUGUCGGAAUUUACAUUAAUUUUUUUACCCUAUUUAAUAUAAUUAAUUAGUUUUAUAUUACACCCUUUUCGCUAGUGAUUGAUUGCUUUUUACGGGUACGUAGAUGGCGAUUGUGUAUUUCUUUGCUUUAAUUAUUUAAUUGUUUUUAUUUAACACAAAACACCAAUACGUUGCUAAGCGCACCUCAAUAUAAUUUAAGUGUUGUGUGAGUUCUUUUUGUAAUAUUUUUCUACGUUAGAAAGGUAUUUUUAUGAAGCUUAUUUAAUAACUUUGCUAAUAACAUUACCAAAAAGACAAUGUCUUACGUUUAUUGGGCUCAGAGGAUUAAUAAAGAAUUUUCAUCUAUCAAUUUAUAUUGAAUUUUCGGUUGAAAAUGUAAGCCUGAUCCUACAUUUAUUGCAAAAACCAGUUACAUGCGGGAAUUAGUUAAUUUUUAUGUGCUAUUUUAUAACACCAACUUAUGUGCUUAUGAUUUUAUUAUAUAAAUCCUAUGAUUUAUCAUAUUUGUACAUUUAUUUGAUUGUAGCUGCGAUCACAGUCGUCGAAACAACAAAAUGUACCAAAAACAUACGCUAUAAUAAUUGGUAUAUGUAUAUAGUUUAUCAAAUUAUAAAGUGUUUAUGUGAUAUUAUAUUAUAGUUAAGAGUUAAACCGUGCCGAGUAGUUUUUCUAUGUGGUAUCAGUUGUGAUUUUGUCUAUAAAUAAAUUGCUAUAUUUAAUAUGA
Messenger RNA from Bicyclus anynana (squinting bush brown), 11139 nucleotides. Its product is annotated as testis-expressed protein 2. Gene Ontology annotation, cellular component: endoplasmic reticulum. Gene Ontology annotation, molecular function: lipid binding. Bases 219 to 3512 code for a protein of 1097 amino acids. The transcript is spliced from 21 exons. Lineage: Eukaryota; Metazoa; Arthropoda; Insecta; Lepidoptera; Nymphalidae. The record is from RefSeq and is a predicted model, not a curated record.